UUAGAACUUCUAUGUUCUACCCUGCAGGAUACACUCCGAUUCGAUUGGGUGAGUCUGGGAGUCCCGAUCGGAAUCAAAGACCAUAUGAUCUCACCUCUACAACUGCUGACAGUAACCCGUGCCUCAGUCGCACCGCAGGUAGGCGAUAGUUCAGGUGCCCCAACCUAUGAAGAAUUAGUGGAUCUCGGGAUGCUCAUCCUAGGGGGAUUUCGAGUGUUCCAUGCUACCAAUCCGGCAUAUGUUGACAAACUGCGGGAUGCCCUUGAGAACCAGCUCACCACACCGGCUCUCCGAGAUUCGAUCGAAGUCGCAAUUGUCAAUUUGGCGGCAGUCUAUAUCGACACGGAAUUUAUGAAAAUGCAAUGUGCGAUAGAUAUGUUCUUCGCCAUGUUCCCCAAACAUCCCAUGACAAAACUUCGUUUUGGAACAUUGAUCCUAUCAUACAAAGACUGCACAGGAGUAACUGCAGUCGGUCAUGGGUGUGAGUUGAUGAGUCAUAACACGAAGAUAUUCACCCGGUGGUUAAUGACUCCAACCCUUCGACAGGACUUUAAUAGAAUGAAUAUUCCAGGUCAGGAAAUCACCCUCCCAUACUCAUAUGGACCGUACUUGUCCGGACUUGGGUUAGUCGACAAGAGUUCCUAUUCCGCGACCCUUAACUGUGGACUUCAUAUGUUCACGCAUUUAAUAGGAUGUGCCGUCCUCUCGACAAGGUCAAUCAACGCGAUAUUUUUCCAGCCAAGAGGCUUAAGUGCUAUAAUUGACAACGCGAUUCUAUUUAUCUACGCACAUUCAUGUACCGGAUCACUGCAGAUGCAGUUCUUCCGUAAACGAGAAGUAGGGGUGGUGAAGGCGAUCGAAGAAGAAGCCCGUAAGCAAAUUGAAGUACUACGUAAACAACUGCUUGAGUUCGCUGCUGAAGAGGACGAGCCAGGUGCAGGCAAUCAAGAAGGAAUCGAGGAAAAGUCCGGAUCUGUACCAGAAGAUGGCAGCACCGGGGGAGGUGGAGACCUGGAAAAUAUAGAUGCGGGCGACGUUGACGAUUUCUAUCCGGAGGAGCCACGAAGCAGAGAUGCCUUGGACUGGUACUCCUAUAUAGCGAAACACUGCAAAAGCUCGAUCCCAGAUCGGAUGCGAGCAGUCGCAUACGAUAGAUGGUCGCAAGUCAAAGAUGUUCGACCAGGAACAGUGGUUGAAUUCGCGAAGCGAAUGGGAAGGGCACCAAACCAUUAG
Armigeres subalbatus is the source of this 1233-nucleotide messenger RNA. RefSeq lists its product as uncharacterized. The transcript has a single exon. The annotation marks the transcript as partial. The record is from RefSeq and is a predicted model, not a curated record. NCBI's taxonomy places the organism in Eukaryota, Metazoa, Arthropoda, Insecta, Diptera, Culicidae.